Messenger RNA from Venturia canescens, 3701 nucleotides. RefSeq lists its product as uncharacterized. The coding region runs from base 1 to 3531 and encodes 1176 amino acids. Gene Ontology annotation, molecular function: odorant binding; olfactory receptor activity. Lineage: Eukaryota; Metazoa; Arthropoda; Insecta; Hymenoptera; Ichneumonidae. The transcript is spliced from 14 exons. Gene Ontology annotation, biological process: sensory perception of smell; detection of chemical stimulus involved in sensory perception of smell. The record is from RefSeq and is a predicted model, not a curated record. Gene Ontology annotation, cellular component: plasma membrane.
AUGGUGCACCGAGUGAGUCUCGAAGGAGCCGUGAAUUUCACGAGACUAAGCGUCCGGCUCGCGUGUACUUGGCCACCAUCGGGGAGUGCGAUGAAAUGGGAGCUGGUCAGGGAGGACUGCGCGUGGUGUAUUUCCCUUUUGAGUGUCUUUUGUCUUCUCAUACCUCUGAUUAACUCGAUCCACGAGAACAUUUCGAACCCCGUUAUCAUAACUCAGACGAUGUGUUUUUGUUCGGCCUGCGUAAUAAUUAUCAUGAAAUCUCUCGUGGUGCGAUACCACAGGAAGAAAAUUCAGAUUCUCAUUGACGAGAUGAUGGAAUUCGUGGAAACAUGUCGGCAGCACGAGAGGCAAGUUCUCCAGGAUUACGUUGACAAGUGUUGGGUCUACCACGUGAUCAUUUCCUUUUUGAACUACACAGCCAGUGUCUCAAUGAUAAUUAGUCCAUUCGUCAUCGCCGAUCAGAAAAUGCCGACUGCAGCGGUCUACCCAUUUUCCAUCGAGUCCGGCAUCCCCAUGUACCUCGCUUUCAUUCAUCAGUCCAUAGUAGGACUUCAAACUUCAGCUAGUCUCACGGUCGACUGUCAAAUGGCAAUCAUGAUGUGGUUCGCCGGUGCGAGGCUCGAAAUUCUUGCCGGAGAAAUUCAGAACUCGACGAGCAUCAAAGAUUUUAGUUACUUUGUCAAAAAACACGAGCGUCUCUUGUUCUAUGCGACCGAAGUCGCUGAUGCCAUGCGCUAUGUCGCUUUCACGACCACCUGCGUUUGCGGAAUCGCCUCGAUCGUCUGCUGCAUGCAGUUGGUCGGCAACCAACCGAUUUUGGUGAAAUUGCAAUUCGGACCUGUCUCCAUUGUCGGCCUCACUAAUCUAAUGAUCUGUGUUUGGCCGAAUGAGGAUAUUGUCAGGGUGUGUGAUCUAAUAGGAAAAAGUGUGUACGACACUCCGUGGGUCGAAAUGUCGCCUAAAACGUCCAGGGACAUAGUCAUGAUUCUGCAAAGAUCGCAACAACCCGUUCAAGUUUCCGUUGCUGGUUUUAUUCCUGCUCUUUCAUUCGAAUUUUAUACCUCGUUUUUAUCGUGCGUUUUGUCCUGCUUUACGACCCUCCGGCUCGUCAUGCUGGGCACGGACGACGAAUCAAUUUUGAUCGACGAAAUGGAGGAAUUUUUGAAAAAUGCCCAACCCCACGAAAAGCAGAUUUUGCGAAACAACGUCAACAGAUUUUGCAUGUUUCACUGUGCAAUAUCGUUCAUGAAUUAUUUAUCGAGUAUCACGAUAAGUAUGAGUCCGUUCAUUCUGCCCAAUCAGCGAAUGCCAACUUUCGCGACUUAUCCAUUUUCCAUUGAUUCUGGUCUACCGAUGUACCUCAUUUACGUCCAUCAAUCCAUCGUCGGGCUACAAUGUUCUGCCGGUCUGACCGUCGACUGCCAAGUCGCACUGAUGAUGUGGUUCGCUGGCGCGAGGCUCGAAAUCCUCGCUGAGGAAAUAAAAAAAUUUAAAAAUAUCAAAAACUACAGUUCCAUUGUUAAAAAACAUGAAAAACUCUUGUCAUACGUCGUUCGAGUCUCUGGAACAAUGUGCUACGUCGCGUUCACAACCAGCUGCGUUUGUGGCAUCGCCUUAAUCAUGUUCUGCCUCCAGCUCGUCGGUAAUCAACCGUGGAGCGUCAAGCUCCAAUUCGGCCCAGGAAUACUCGUUUGCUUCAUAAAUCUGAUGGUCUGCACUUGGCCAACGGAAAACAUGAUGGGAAUGCUGCUGAUCGAUGAGAUGGAAGAUUUUCUGAAUAACUGUAACGACAAGGAGAAGCGAGUGCUCCAAAGUUACGUCGACAAAUGUUGGAUCUUUUACGGAAGCAUUACGAUCGUUAAUUACUUAGGGGCUGUGCCCGUCAUAUUCGGUCCAUUCGUUUUUCCCCAUCAGCGUUUUCCAACCUUCGCAGUCUACCCAUUUCCCGUCGAAUCUGGCCUCACCAUGUAUCUCGUUUUCCUCCACCAAUGCUUCACCGGACUCCAAGUCUCGGCAGCUUUCACCAUCGACUGUCAAAUGGCUCUGCUGAUGUGGUUCGCCGGUGCCAGACUCGAAAUUCUUGCCAAACAAGCCGCGGAUGUCAAUGACCCUGAAAAAUUUCGUUCCUUCGUCGAAAAACACCAACGACACUUGACCUACAUCGAUCAAGUCGCCGGCACCAUGUGCUACAUUGCACUCGCUACCACCUUUAUCUGCAGCCUUGCCUCGGUCAUGUUCUCCUUGCAACUCAUCGGCAACCAACCGCUCACUAUCAGAAUGCAGUACGGACCUGCAACGGUCGUUGCACUCGUGAAUCUUCUGAUCUGCGCCUGGCCUACGGAAAACGUGAUCAGAGUGUCCUUGAAGAACCAUCGUCGACGCAUGGAGUCGAAAGCCAGCCUUGGGAAAGCGGUGAAAUUCACAAGGCUGAGCGUCCGGCUCGUCUGCACUUGGCCACCCUCGAAACACGCGACCAAAUGGGGUAUCUUCCGAGAAGAUUUCUCUUGGUGCAUAUCGUUUUUGAACGUUUUUUGCCUCCUAGUACCGUUGCUCUUCUCCAUUUAUGAAUAUCGCGCUGAUCCCAUCAUCAUGACACAAUCGACCGGCUUGGCGGGCGCCUGCGGCAUGAUCAUCAUCAAAAGUUUGAUUCUUCGUGUACAUCGGAAAAAGUGUCAGCUCUUGAUCCACGAGAUGGAGGAAUUCGUGAAAACUUGUGAGGAUCACGAGCUCCAUGUGCUGCAGAGUUACAUUGACAGAUGUUGGAUUUUUUACACUGGAGUGACGGUAAUGAAUUACUUGGCAUCGGUGCCAGUGAUAUUCGGUCCUUUCGUAUUUCCCCAUCAGCGAAUGCCGACCUUCGCAGUUUAUCCUUUUUCCAUUGAUUCGGGGAUAAGCAUGUACUUGAUUUUCGUGCAUCAAUCGAUCGUCGGAUUUCAAACUUCCGCCGGUCUCACCAUCGAUUGCCAAGUCGCUUUGCUCAUGUGGUUCGCUGGCGCUAGACUCGAAAUCCUCGCGGAAGAAAUCAAAAAGUCUUCGGGGAUCGAGGAGUUUGGAUCAUUCGUUGAUAAACAUCAACGACUUUUGAUCUAUGCAAGUCAAGUCUCUGAAACCAUGUGUUACAUCGCUCUCACCAGUGCUUGUGUCUGCGGAUUUUCAACGAUCAUGGGCACCAUGCAACUCCUUGGGGAUCGUCCAUUUAUAAUCAAGGCUCAGUACGGACCAGCGACUCUGGUCAGCCUAAUAAAUCUGCUGGUCUGUGCAUGGCCGACCGAAAACAUGCUCCGAGUCUGUGAUUUGAUAGGAACGAACAUUUACAAUAUUUCGUGGUUGGACAUUUCGCCGAAAUUAAUGAAGGACAUUACGAUGAUAUUGCGAAGAUCUCAGAAGCCCGUUCUCGUGUCCGUUGGCGGUUUUCUCCCUGCUCUUUCUUUCCGCUUCUACGCCUCGUUCCUGUCGAGUGUUUUCUCCUACUUCACGACCUUCCGCCUCCUCGUACUGUCGGACGCCGAAGCUGAGUCUGUCAAUAAAUGAAUCAAACUUGUGGAAAAAAAGACCCAAAAAUGUUCCCAUUCCGACGCCAUGAAUUCUUUUCAGCGAUGUCCUCGUAGGGAGAAUGUCUCGAGUCUAUUUUUUCCUUCCAGCAGAUAAAUUUGUUGAACAUUACAAGGAGCAGCCUCCUCGUAAUGAGCUUGCAUCGAAAA